CUGAGCACUUAUUCUGAGUUCUGCUACACUCUCUUUCUCUCUCUCGCUCUCUCUCUCUCUCUCUCUCACACACACACACACACACAAAGCACGCACUAUAGCACGAUACUCAAAAACACAAAGCAGAAGUGGAGAAAGACACACGGUUUCAGUCGCCGCGGUUGGCUAUGGCUCAGGGCUCUGACAGCAAUGACACAAGUUACAAGUCCCCGUCUCCUGGAAGCAGGCCGAGCUCCUCAGAUGAUGCAAAGAAGGUGAUGCGGCGGGAAAAGAACCGGAUCGCUGCUCAGAAGAGCAGGAUGAGGCAAACUCAGAAAGCUGACAGCCUGCACUUGGAGAGUGAGAACCUGGAGAAGGAGAACGCUGCCCUGAGGAAGGAGGUGAAGCAGCUGACUGAGGAGGCCAAGUAUCUGUCAUCUGUGCUGAGCAGCCACGAACCUCUGUGCACCGGCCUGACUCCUCAGACCCCUGACCUCCUCUACCCUCCUCAUCACAGCAGCUACCACCACCAGCACAUCACUGUACCACACUACCAGCACUGACCUGUAUGACUACUGAGACGGCCGAAGACGUGCUGCGAACAGAUGACUGACCUCAACAGAGAGAAAGACUGACUGGAGAUCUGUCCGUAAAUGUUAACCAUUGUUCAAAUUGAUCAAGGAAUAACAUGGCAGGCCAAUAUGUCUGCCAAACAAUGACAGUAUGGGACCCAAACUGUACCAUGCAGUAUUCAAAACUAUUUAUUUUGCUUCUGCUCAUGUCUUUGCUUUUUUUUCUGAUUCAUUUCAGUGAUCUGUAUGGCUCAAUAAGUAGAAUUGUCAACCAGUCUAUGUUUACAUUGGGAGAAAAAAAACAACCUACGGUAUGUUCAGGUGACUCAGAUGAUACGGUAUUUUUGUAAAUUGCUUAAUUUUUUUGUGUCACAGAGAGCACCUCUGUCAUCCAGUCAUGUUUUGAGUUUUCGUGUUUAUUAAUGUGUUUCAGUGUGUAAAUGUAGAUGCGAAUAUGCUCAGGAGCUUUUGACAGAUUUGAUUGUGGACAAACAAGAAUGUAAAGUCAAGAUCCUAAAAAGAGGCUUAAAUGUACCAAAAAAACAGAAUGGCUCACAGUGAAGAAUGCAUAUUCAAAGGGUCUUGACUUGUGUACUGGAGACCCAGCAAAGAUAUUUAUUAAAUGUGAUGCCUUUUAGGUGAUUGUUUCUGA
Messenger RNA from Micropterus dolomieu (smallmouth bass), 1203 nucleotides. RefSeq names its product basic leucine zipper transcription factor, ATF-like (gene batf). The transcript has 3 exons. Gene Ontology annotation, molecular function: DNA-binding transcription factor activity, RNA polymerase II-specific; RNA polymerase II cis-regulatory region sequence-specific DNA binding. Gene Ontology annotation, cellular component: nucleus. The coding region runs from base 168 to 542 and encodes 124 amino acids. The record is from RefSeq and is a predicted model, not a curated record. Gene Ontology annotation, biological process: regulation of transcription by RNA polymerase II. NCBI's taxonomy places the organism in Eukaryota, Metazoa, Chordata, Actinopteri, Centrarchiformes, Centrarchidae.